Aethalodelphis obliquidens (Pacific white-sided dolphin) is the source of this 2037-nucleotide messenger RNA. It is a transcript of the gene E2F5, whose product is annotated as E2F transcription factor 5. The coding region runs from base 280 to 1377 and encodes 365 amino acids. The transcript has 9 exons. Gene Ontology annotation, cellular component: RNA polymerase II transcription regulator complex. Gene Ontology annotation, molecular function: protein dimerization activity; DNA-binding transcription factor activity, RNA polymerase II-specific; RNA polymerase II cis-regulatory region sequence-specific DNA binding. Lineage: Eukaryota; Metazoa; Chordata; Mammalia; Artiodactyla; Delphinidae. The record is from RefSeq and is a predicted model, not a curated record. Gene Ontology annotation, biological process: regulation of transcription by RNA polymerase II.
UUAAACUCGGGUCCCCACCCCUAGCCGCCCCUUCUUCUCGCUUCCACUCCCCCUCCCCUCGAUCGUGGGCUUCCUUCUCGCGUCCCCAGGCUCGGGGAGGGGGCGGAGGCCCGGCGCGCCGAGCGGCCCCCGGGCGGGUGGGCGCAGCGCACCUGUUGUUUGCAGGAGCCCGCGACCCUUCGUCCCGCCCUCGGCGGGCGGCGACGGCAGCGGCCGCCGCGGAGCCGACCCGGCAGGUGGCCGAGCGCGGGGGCCGCACCACCGCGGCGCGGGGACGCGAUGGCGGCGGCCGAGCCCGCGGGCUCCGGGCAGCCGGCGCCGCAGGGCCAGGGGCAGGGCCAGCGGCCGCAGCCGCAGCAGUCCCAGGCGCAGCCCCCGCCGCCGCCGCCGCCGCCUCUCGGGGGCGGCGGGGGCGGCAGCAGCAGGCACGAGAAGAGCCUGGGACUGCUCACCACCAAGUUCGUGUCGCUGCUUCAGGAGGCCAAGGACGGCGUCCUGGAUCUCAAAGCGGCUGCAGAUACUUUGGCAGUGAGGCAAAAGAGAAGAAUUUAUGAUAUCACCAAUGUCUUGGAAGGAAUUGACCUAAUUGAAAAAAAGUCAAAAAAUAGUAUACAAUGGAAAGGUGUAGGUGCUGGCUGUAAUACUAAAGAAGUCAUAGAUAGAUUAAGAUAUCUUAAAGCCGAAAUUGAAGAUCUAGAACUGAAGGAAAGAGAACUUGAUCAGCAGAAGUUGUGGCUACAGCAAAGCAUCAAAAAUGUGAUGGACGACUCCAUUAAUAAUAGAUUUUCCUAUGUAACUCAUGAAGACAUCUGUAAUUGCUUUAAUGGUGAUACACUUUUGGCCAUUCAAGCACCUUCUGGUACACAGCUGGAGGUACCUAUUCCAGAAAUGUUUUCAGAUUCAAAUUUCCUGAAACAAACUGAUUUGAAAACUAUAACAAUCAAAAAAGAGGGUCAGAAUGGACAAAAGAAAUACCAGAUCAAUCUAAAGAGUCAUUCCGGACCUAUCCACGUGCUGCUUAUAAAUAAAGAGUCCAGCUCCUCUAAGCCCGUGGUUUUUCCUGUUCCCCCACCUGAUGACCUCACACAGCCUUCCUCUCAGCCCUCGACUCCAGUGCCUCCACAGAAAUCCAACAUGGCAACUCAGAACUUGCCUGAGCAACAUGUCUCCGAAAGAAGCCAGAAUCUUCAGCAGACUCCAGCCACAGACUUAUCUUCAGCGGGAUCUAUUAGUGGAGAUAUCAUUGAUGAGUUAAUGUCUUCUGAUGUGUUUCCGCUUUUACGGCUUUCUCCGACCCCGGCAGAUGACUACAACUUUAAUUUAGAUGAUAAUGAAGGAGUUUGUGAUCUGUUUGAUGUCCAGAUACUAAAUUAUUAGAUUCCAUGGAAACCUGGGACUGUUAUCUACCUCUAACUGUGUAACAUUUUAGACGUCUUAACCUAAGUAUUUAAAAUAAUGAAUGUAACAUCUUUUUAGUUCACUGAUUCUGAAAUGUUCUUCCCUAAUACUUUCUUUUUUACUUCACAAAACUUCAACCAUAAGAACAAAGGAUUCUGAUUGCUUCAGGGGAAAAAGUGAUUUCAUAUCUACCAACUCCCUACCCUCAAGUAAUUACAUUCUGGAAUUUCAACUUUUCCUCCCAUUCUGAACUUUCUGUUUUUUUCCUUAUAUGAGAGGAAAGUUAAAGUAGACUUAAGGUCAUCAAAAACAAAAAAGUUGGCCAAGGGCUCAUCAUUUGUUUGUCUUACAUUUUUACUGCCACGAGACUGUCCGUAUUUCUGUGUAUCCUCUGAUCCAGACAUUCACUGCCACUUAUAAAGUGAAGGGUGUAAACUAGGAUAUAUUAACUGUUUCAGUGAACAGAUUUUGUGAAGUGCCUUCUGUUUUAGCACUUUAAGUUUAUCACAUUUUGUUGACUUCUGACAUUCCACUUUCCUAGGUUAUAGGAAAGAUCUGUUUAUGUAGUUUGUUUUUAAAAUGUGCCAAUGCCUGUACAUUAACAAGAUUUUUAAAAAUAAAAUUGUAUAAAACAUUUAA